Messenger RNA from Acaulospora colombiana, 965 nucleotides. NCBI's taxonomy places the organism in Eukaryota, Fungi, Glomeromycota, Glomeromycetes, Diversisporales, Acaulosporaceae. The record is from the annotation of a GenBank genome assembly.
AAUUUCCGAAAGGUCUAGUUAUUCCAGAGGCCAUCGCAGUUGAUCUUGAAAAGAAUCAAUUUGCAUUCUCCUUAUGCGCCGCGGCGUUAGUUACUGUUCAGUGUAAUGCAAAAGCCAGUGCAUGGGAUUUUAUCGGACCUGUGGGAAUCCUUGUCAACGACUGUCAAGACAUGGCAAAUGUUAUUGAUAAUCCUCUCUUCAUCACGGCAGUUUCACUUGAUGUCCCCCAAGUUUGGUUCAGAUCUGCACUUUUGCCGUCCGAUACUUCGUCAGCCGUUUUUGAGUUGGAAGCCGUUGUUCCUGCACCAAACGGCAGUAACUGGGUUCGGUCUAGAGCAAUCAGCACCAGUGGAAAUGGCGCGUUCUCUGAUGUAACCUACCUUCAAGAAGUCAAUGUCAUUGGAGGAUCAUUACCACCUGCUAGUCAAUUUUUUAUCACCACCUCCUUCUCUCUCCCUUACACAAGACGUCAACAGUCUGAACUGACCAUUAACCCUUUCCUCUUCGAUAUCGUUCCUGGCACCCCCAAGAAUAAUACCGCCGCAGCGUUGAAAGAAGUAUGCAGUAAUUUGUCGACCGCACUAAGUAAGAAAUUGGCGGAUUGCGAAGGUGCGAAAAAGGGAACUGAUGUAUGUAACAAACUUAACGGAAGCCCAAUUAAUCAAGACGCUGUUACAAAGAACGGUAAACAAUGUGAAGCUCACACGAUAAAGAAUGGUGCAUUCAAUCCUAAUAUUUUUGAUAAUGCAUUAUUACCUAUCACUCAAAACGGUAAUACCUUUACCGUUGGAAAAGAAUCAUUUCAAACUUUAUCGGACGCUGUAAUUGGAGCAUGUAAGGAACAACGACAACGAAACCUUGCAACACUUGAUGAAUGCGCAAAGAACGCUGCUAAUGCUGCGAAAUGUAAUAAGUUGGAUGGAACACAAGUUACUAGGGAAGAAGUCAAUUUGCAUAACAGUUAA